This is a messenger RNA of Physella acuta, 1524 nucleotides long. RefSeq lists its product as uncharacterized. Gene Ontology annotation, molecular function: protein binding. Lineage: Eukaryota; Metazoa; Mollusca; Gastropoda; Physidae. The record is from RefSeq and is a predicted model, not a curated record.
UACACAUAAAACAGGCAUCACUAAGUGGUAGCUGCAACUUGUGUUCACGACUUCACACUUUGUUUUUUUCUUUUAAGUGGAGUCACAUUUAUUAUAUUGGAACUAGAUUGAAUAAAUAUGCGUCCCAGAAUUCAGCUGAAGGUUGUUAGAGAACAGAUGAAAUAUUUGGAAGAACCAAUUCAAUUGAUGGAGCCUGUUAUUGGCUUGAUGAAAAAUGCAUUGGAAAAAAGUAAGACGUGGAUGGAAGAUAUAAAUGACAACCCUUCUAUUACAUACAUAGAUCUUUGCCAGGAACUUGCAUCAGCAACCACGGCCUUGUUGGAUGUAGCUUCAAACAUUUUAAGCGAUAAUGAAGAGCUUGUCGAUGUUGAUGGUAGCACGCCAUCUGUAGCUCAGUCUACUCUAGAGCCUACAAAAACAGAAACACCUGACCAAAGUGAAUCAAUAAAUCAAGUGACUAAACUAGUUAAAAAUCAAGAAGAAGUAGUAUUCACUCGACUGGGACUUUUAGAAAACAGAAUAUCUUGUCUAGAAAGUUCAAUACAAAAAACUAAAGAAGACGCGUCAGAAAUAAAACAAUGGAGAAAAAACUUUGUAACGGAACAGAGUGACAUUGAACAACUGACUAAAAAACAAAAGCAGAAUUUUAAAAACCUCAGAAAACAAAUGAGUGAACAAGAUACCAAUGUAAAGGAGCUAAACAAAGAAAUUGAAAGUUUAAAAGAAAAAAGAUCCAAGUCAAACAAAACACUAAAGAAACUGUCACUAGAUAUGAAGGAAUAUGAAAACAACUUACUGACAAUAAGUAAAGAGUUGCAAGAUCACGCAGAUACAACUGAUAGAAUAACACAAGAAAUUAAAAAACAUUCAGAUCAGAUGUCUACCCUACUAGAAGAGAGUUAUAAAAUCAAGCUUAAUACAUCAACUCAAAUAGAAAAGCACAAUUUGAUGUACAAACUCCUGCAACAAAGGUUGAUGCCCAUUGACAAACUGAUUCAAAUCUUUAACCAGAAAUUGGAAACUAAGGGGAAAAAAAUAACAAAGCUGGAAAAUAUUGAAGAUACUAUUUCAAAAAUGUCCAAUGAUUUGAAUCUAAUAGAUUCACGUGUAUGUAACAGAUAUGCUUGUUAUGUACAACUUGCUGGUGACACACCUGUCAGUAAUGGAUUAAUUAUUUCAACACUUGAUGACGUACGUGAAUAUAACGGUCAACAUUUUAAUCGAACAACAGGAAAAUUUGUAUCACCACAUGAUGGUUUAUAUCUUGUCUGUGUCACUCUACAUGAAUGGGCAGAUAAACUUGUUAAAGUUGCUGUAGUGACUGGAGACAGGUGUUGUACGUCUAUAGAAGUGAAAUCAGCCAGAACUAGCGCUGCUGAGUCAGUGGUUGUUGACAUGAAGAAAGGUCAAGAACUGUACUUUCAAGUGUCUCACGCAGAUGCAUGCGCAAUAUUAUCCUGCUACAGUAGUUUUACUAUCGUUAGUUUAUAGAAGUACAAUACAAAACAUGGUGGAUGGUAAAUU